Ceraceosorus guamensis is the source of this 894-nucleotide messenger RNA. RefSeq lists its product as hypothetical. Bases 186 to 854 code for a protein of 222 amino acids. The transcript has a single exon. The record is from RefSeq and is a predicted model, not a curated record. Lineage: Eukaryota; Fungi; Basidiomycota; Exobasidiomycetes; Ceraceosorales; Ceraceosoraceae.
AAACAACACCGCUCGUCGUUGCUCUUUUUCUCGGCUCCAUCUUCUCCAUCAGCUACAAUCUCCCGCUCGCCUGCCAAAGUUCUUGCUAAGCCACCAAAGUCAAGGCUUCUUCCGUCAUCGUCCCACUCGCGCUCGCGCUCGCACUCGCAAAACCUCCCAACGCAUCUACGCUUGCACUCGCAAAGAUGAGGUCUUCCGUUGCCGCUGCUCUUGUGGCCUUUGUUGCCUCUAAAGUCGUCCUGGCCGCUCCCACAAUUGGAUCUCGCGCUGCUCAAGUCGAUCUGCAAAGCUGCAAGCCUACUUUCACAGGCAAUCUGGUCUACCGCGGUCCAGACGGUCAAGGACAACGACUUGUAGUAGUCGAGAAUGGUACUCUGCGCGUUCCUCAAAUGCAUGCCCUCGAGGCUCCAUCAAAGCGCAACGUACCCAAAACCCCAGUCAUCUUUUCCGCUUGCACGGAGAAGUUUCUUGGAUACAAUUCCACUGAUGCAUCGGUGCAGUACGGAAACGUUGCUGUGGUCCCUCUCGGCCGUGAAGACGGUCAGAUCGCCAUCCAGGCGCGCUACGGCAACUCGCGUGAGAGCACUCCCUUCAUCCUUAGUGGGGCUCCACACGCUGGUGCAGAGGACAGCGGCAGGUUGUUCGACCAGUGGAAAAUCACCAUCAACAACUCUACCGAUGCGACUCUUCAAUUUGUGAAUGGUCGCAAGGAGGAUGCGCUACCUCAAUUCCGCUACAUUGUUAGCGCCAACAACCGUGAGAUUGUGGGCAACACUGCAUACGAGGAUGGCAGCUCCUUCGCUUUGAUCGAUCUGGCUCCUAUCGAUGAGGCUUCACAGAGCGCUAUUGAGUAGUGAUUGAGCAUCGGGAUCCUCUUUAAUCAGACACGGAUAG